Messenger RNA from Nezara viridula (southern green stink bug), 2624 nucleotides. NCBI's taxonomy places the organism in Eukaryota, Metazoa, Arthropoda, Insecta, Hemiptera, Pentatomidae. The record is from the annotation of a GenBank genome assembly.
UACUGGAUGAAGGUGGGUGUUUAGGUUUCUCAAUCCCCAAACAGUCAUAGACAACAUCUUCCACUUUGGGCAUAAAAACUGUAAAGACUUUUGGAUUCACUACUUGAUCAACAAUACGAUCUACGCCAACUUCUAAAAAUCCCCUGCAAAAUAGCAUAAACAUUAAACAGAUUUCAUUUACACCAUUUCAUCAAAUAAGAUCAAUUGACUUACUGUUGAACAUGUCUCCUCAGACUUUCUCGCAGCUGAGUUUUGUUCAAGUCUUGCUGCCAUGUCUGAGUAGCAAGGAAAGUAGCGACAGUUCCAUUUACUCUUUGCUGGAGAUUCUGAUAUGCUGGCUAUACAGAUCAACAAAACAGAGUAAUACUUUGUUUGAUAGAUAAUUGUCACUUCACCAGUUAGCCAAGAUAUAUAAAAAUUUCAUACAUACACUAAAUUAAUCAUAUUCUAUAUUAUAUUAGUUGUACACAUACCUUGGUAUCAACAUCAGCCAGGCAAUCUUUACGAAACUGAUCAAAAAUACCUUGAGAUUUUAAUUUGCAAACAAUUCGGUCUACUAACUCACCGUCGACCGGAGGGUAUUGCGGGAAUGUUUCGAAUGACAUUUCAACAAUCGGAUAAGUUGACUGUUUAAUGUAAACAAUCACAACACCGACAUUAUCAUCAAAACCAACUCAGGAGGUUUCCUCAUAUGAUUAGACGUUCGAUGUUGAUUUACAGUAAACAUCAAUGCCCUACAAAUAAUUUAUUUCUCUUCCAUCUCACCAUAUUAUUAAAAGGGAAAUUCUAAUAAAUUCAGCUCCAUAACAACGUAUAAAUAAUAAGUAGUCAACAAAUUUAAACAUUUAUAACUAUUUUAAGCUGUAAAGCAUCUAUAUAGUUAAAUGUAGUGUGACGUACAUAUGUUUUUUAUUUAAAUUAUUAUGUUUGGAGAUCACAAGUACAUUAAAAAUUACAAUAAACUAAUAUUUCCAAUUGAAAGAGACGCCGUAAUGUAGUUUUGAACAAUUGAUGUUAAUUUCAGGGUCAUAUGAUCGAUUGUUUUUCCGAUUCUUUCCAAACUGUACUUCUCCUCUAUCGGCCCUGAUCCGGGUCAAAAAUGUUUAGGCACAGUGUAAAAUUUCCACUUAGUAUUGUCAAAAAGUACCCCUUAUAUGUUGAGAGGCAAUAUGUUUUUCGUCUUUACCGAACAUCAGCACCAGUCUGUAGGAAACAAAUUGAGGGCCAAAAAGAGGAAUGUCCGAACGAGUGCUGUCAUUAUUGGAACAGGUGCAGUUGUGGCAUAUGCAAAACAUGAUGAAGACUUUCGAGCCUUUCUGAGAGAUAAUGUACCAGGCUCUGAUGAAUUUAUUUCAUUUGUAACAGCUGAAGAAACUUCUCCAAUAGAUUACCUCCUUCGUGUGAUUGCUGAUUUGGCUUCUACGUUAAAACGUGAAGUGAUGACCAUGUUUGGUCAAGAAUCAGGAUCGAAAGAAAUAGUACCAUGUGAUGAAAAAAAACUACCUUAUGUCCCCCCUAAGCCCAUAUUUAAAAAUAUUGACAUGAAAGGUGAUAAACUUGAUGAAAAAAGAAUAUACACGAAAUUACCUGAUGGAGAGAUUGAGAUCACACCAGUGCCUGAACCUGAAAGAUCGAGCUUUGGUGGUGACUCAAUAACUCCUAGAGAUCUAAAGGAAUUAGAAGAAGCUAUUAAUAAUGCCUCAGAAUUGGCUGUCAAAACGUACACUGAUGCUGUCUGCGCAUUGAGAGAUCUUGCUGAAGAUAUCUACCAAUUGGUUGAUAGCUCUAUUGAAUCUGUCGAUCAUAGGGUUUGGUCCAAGAUUAAGAAGAAGACUCAAGAGAGAGAAAGGUUGAUUGCUGAAGCUGAUAAGGCACUGAAAACGGCAACAGAAAAUUCAAAGAAGUUCCGGGCAAUGCUUGAUGAUUCAGCGUUCCCAGGUGAUGAAGAUACUAAGAAUGCUGUGAAAAGGAGUAUUCGACGAAAUAGCGAAGCUGUAGCUACUGCUAAAAAAACUUACGAUCAAGAGGUAGCAAGAGCCUCUAUUACUGAAAAGUAUUGGAACAAAGUUUUGGAGGCUAGGAAGAACUUUACGGAUGAGAUAGAGACAUUAUUUCCUAAUGUGAGGAUUAACGAUAAGAAAGCAAACUUUAAUGAUGGAGAAAUGGACUUAUUCUUUCUUUACACCUACCAGAUGGUUCUGUUCUAUCAAAAAGAGCUGAAUAAGCUAGACACGCUAGGUAACUUGAGGUUGGUGCAAGCUUUGGAACAAAGUAAGCUGGGCGAUCCUCUUGCUAUAGAUGCAGCAAUUGAGCAAGAGGUGGAUAAGGAAAGGCGGAAAAUUGGCCUCGAAUUUCAGAAAAGACUUCUGAACAUAAAGGUCGAUUGUGAAAAGGCUAUGCGACUACAGCUGAAACGUCAGGCUGAAGCCCAUUCCGAUCAUCUCUCUGAAGUCGUGGACAUGAAGGAGAAGGAUAUGGAGAGGAAAAUGAAGAGAAUGUUGGAUGAGAAAUUGCAUGAAGAGAGAAUGAAGUUUAAGGAAGAGGUUGCUGCCAUGGUGGCCAGGCUGAGAGGCAUCGACGAUGUUAUGAAAUGUGAGUACUGUUUGCUUUUGUAUUCCACAUGA